AUGUUUCGCUCCAUGAUCCUAACAGCCCUCCUCACCACGCUGGCAACAGCAGACAACAUCACAGCAACAGUGAACCUCGCCGUCUCCCGAGGUUCACCGGCCCACCUGGCCUCAGGAUUCAUCUAUGGAAUUCCAGAUACACCCAACUUCAUCCCUGACCACUGGUACAAGGAUAUCGGAUUUCGAUACGGCCGAGCCGGAGGCGCACAGCUCGACGCGCCGAAUCGAGGCUGGAUCUGGGGAUUAGACGAGUAUAAAGGACGACUUGAGUCGACUCUUUCCAACUACGAUACUUGUCGCAAGUAUGGGGCGGAUUUUAUUAUCCUGCCGCAUGAUAUCUGGGGAACUGAUCAUUCUAACACGUCGACUGUCUGGCCGGGUGAUAAUGGGGAUUGGACAGAUUAUGAUUUGUUCGUGCGAACUUUGAUGGCCGAUCUCAAGGCAAACAAUGCUCUCGAAGGGUUGGUGUGGGAUAUUUGGAAUGAGCCUGAUUUGACCGUCUUUUGGGAUCGGGACCAGCAGCAAUGGCUCGAUUUGUAUAUUCGGACUCAUAAGUUGCUAAGGGAGGAUGCGGAUUUCAAGAAUGUCCUUAUCUCGGGUCCAACACUUGCUGGUUCGCCUCAGACUGAUAAUACUUGGUGGACAAAUUGGCUGGCACAGGUCUCUGGAAACAAGACUAUUCCCGAUCAAUACGCCUAUCACCUCGAAGGCUCAUCGACAGAUACAUACGAUGAUCUCCAGAACACAAAUAUCAGCUUAUCAGCAAUGUUGAAAACAUAUAACCUCCCCUCUCGCCAAGUCAACAUCAACGAAUACGCCAACUUUGCAGAACAAAUCCCCGCCGGCGCAGCCUGGUGGAUCUCUAGACUGGAGCGAUACAAUACCUACGGACUACGCGGAAAUUGGCAAAGCACCUGCAGUCUCCACGAUCUAAUGGCAAACCUCUUAACCAAAACAUCCGAUCCACUUACCUGCAACAACACGGCUUAUGUUUCUUCUCCGGAAUACCAGGUCUACAAGUACUACAACCUGAAUAUGACAGGCGAAAGAAAGAAUACCACUGGCACUGGGGAUCGGUUGAUGGACGUAUACGCGACUGUUGAUUCAAAGAAAGUGCGCAUUCUCUGUGGUGUACGGAUUACGGAGGGGACGUGGCAAAUUACGGUGGAUAACAUGAGUGCUGUAGGUCUUCCUACGAAGGGGACGGUUGAAAUUCAGACUUGGGGAUUUCCCGGGACUUCUGUUUGGGAGGAGGUGGAUGCACCUAGUGAUCGGGGGAUUGUAUCGCAUACCUAUUCGGGAAACUCGUUGACUUUCCCGAUUUAUCAGACUGAUACUAGUACAGCUUGGGCUUUUGAGUUUGCUGUUUAG
Molecule: messenger RNA, 1371 nt
Organism: Penicillium odoratum
Lineage: Eukaryota; Fungi; Ascomycota; Eurotiomycetes; Eurotiales; Aspergillaceae
Product: glycoside hydrolase family 39 protein
Exons: 2
Coding region: 1-1371 (456 amino acids)
Biological process (GO): carbohydrate metabolic process
Molecular function (GO): hydrolase activity, hydrolyzing O-glycosyl compounds
Source: RefSeq, a predicted model, not a curated record